Messenger RNA from Phasianus colchicus (ring-necked pheasant), 1200 nucleotides. Its product is annotated as heat shock protein 30C-like. Gene Ontology annotation, cellular component: nucleus; cytoplasm. The record is from RefSeq and is a predicted model, not a curated record. Gene Ontology annotation, biological process: protein refolding; response to heat. NCBI's taxonomy places the organism in Eukaryota, Metazoa, Chordata, Aves, Galliformes, Phasianidae.
CCCACGGGACACACCGAGCAAACCCGUGCCCGCCCCACGCAGGGUGUGCAGGUGCUGCGUUCAGGGCUGCACGGAGUCCCGAACGCGGGGUGGGUCUGGAAAGUGCGAGAGGCGUCGGGCGGCGGUGACACCAUCGGGGUGGGACUGUUCCUGCGCGGCGUGACCCGCGCUGCAGUGUGGGGCUGCGGGAGGGCUUUGUUUGCCCCCUCGGCCGGCGGUGCCGCUUGCUGCAUCACGGUGGCUUUGCAGAAACCCGAGCCUCGGCGGUGACUGCAGCUCCCUAUUUGCGGAGGGUGACUCGGCCCCAGAAGCAGGCGCUGCUAUUUUGGCCGGCGGAUAAUCAGCCGCGCAAAAAUAGGCGAUGGCUCCAGGACGGUGCGUAGGGAGAGAGCGUUCUGGAAGGGGCACACCCCUGGGAAGAGGAGGAUAAAACCCCGCGUCCCGGCGGCAGCCCAGCACCGCUCCAGCCCUGCGCACAGCCUCGGCCGCAGCACCGCAGAGAUGCUUUGCCGCCUGCACUUCAUGCCGCCCACCUCCGGGUCUCUGUUCCCGUGGCUGGGACCCGUCCGCACCCUCUGGCCGCAUCCGGGCACCCUCUUUGCUGAGCUGGAGAGAGAAAUACGGAUGGAGAUGGAGAGGGCUCGGCAGUUCAUGAGCAGCUUCGAGCAGCUCCUGACCAGCGGGAGCAGCUCCAACCGCGUCAGCAUCGAGCGGGCACCGAGCAGCAGCGCGGCUCUGACCCAGGGCUCCGGGGAGGGCUUCUCCGUCUGCCAGGACGUGAAGGACUUCGCCCCCGAGCAGCUGUCGGUGAAGGUGGUGGGCAGGAAGGUGGUGCUGGUGGGGCAGAAGGAGACGCAGAGCACGGACGAGAAGGGCUCCUUCUCCUACAAGUACGAGGUGCUGAAGCGCGAGUGGGACGUGCCCGAGGAGGUGGACGCCGAGGCGCUGAGCUGCUCCCUGUCCAGCGAGGGGCAACUCCGCAUCGAGGCCCCCCGGCUGGCCCUGCCGCCGCCCAACGAGAGGAACGUGCCCAUCCAGCUGCCGGCAGCAGCGGCACAGCCGGCGGCCAACGCCGAGGACGGAGCCGAGAGAGCCAAGGCGUGACGGAGCAGCGCGGGGCCGGGCUGAGCCCGGUGCUGGGGCACCGCCGGCCGCAGAGCGGGGCUGUGCCGGCCCUGACGUGGGGGGGGGGGGGAUCUC